AUGUUGGUGCUACAGCAACGGCACCAGCGAUAUUCCAUCAGCAAGGUGGCGGCAUCAGAUCUGUCACACCUUAUCGUCUGGGGUCAAGGCCGCAGGCAACGAGUGUGGGAAUUGACUCCUGCGGAGUGGACGACCUUGCCGAAUGACGUGAUGAGUGCACACCGGGCAUCCCAUGCACGCAUGCUGGCAGCACUUGCCUCCAAGCGAGCUGCAGACAGCAAGACGGCAACAAACGGGGGUGAGAAAAUCGACGAGGAGAAGCUGCUUCUGAGCGGCAUACUUCCCGCUCCGCCGAUGCCUGGUCGAGAGGGGCAAUCCGAACACGAAGAGCAAGCCUGCCUACAUCCACUGACAGGGCCUGAGCCUGGGGAAGCUCCUGAGGACGAGGGUGUGGAAUCGUUUGCAGAAGGACCACGGCGCUGCAAUUUGUGGCAGAGUGUUCAAGCGCUGGUGUCUCCAUGCACAUCUCUGCGCGGUCUUCUGGAACGACUGCGAGCCGGUUGA
Symbiodinium sp. CCMP2592 is the source of this 504-nucleotide messenger RNA. The record is from the annotation of a GenBank genome assembly. NCBI's taxonomy places the organism in Eukaryota, Dinophyceae, Suessiales, Symbiodiniaceae.